AGAUGACGCUGAACCUUAACUGGUAAAGUGUAAAGGAUAAGACUCUUCGAAAGUUGAUGGCAUCUGCUUCAGGAUUAGCUGCCUUUGUUGGCAAAGUCGGCAAAAGAAGAGACAUAUGGAAGGCAGUUCAAAUUUCAGUCACUAAAAUGACUUUCAAUGACUACCUCAAAAUGGUAAGUGUAACCGUACAUGUGAGCGACAAUAACCGGUUGAAAAUUAAAAACGUGUUUCAAUAACAGUAUUUCAACAAGCCUGAAACAUACUGGGCUGCAGAUCCAGAUAAAAAAGUUAAAGAAGGAGAUAUAGUACUUAUUAGAGAGUUGGAGGAACCACAGUCAGACGUUGUUCAACAUUAUGUUCAUGACAUUGUCUUCGAAUCGGGAAAUAUCAUCGAUCCUAUAACUGGGAGGAAAUGCAGAGGGACAAAAUUUGUUGAUGAGAGAUUUAGAAAUUUUCCAAAAUUUGAAUUAAAAAAUACUUUUGCAGAGGAGGAAAUAUCACCAAUUCCUCCUUAUGUCAAAAAAUAGUUAAUACAUUGUAAAUAUUAGUUUUAAAUGCAAAGAUUUUUACUGCAAUUGUAAUUUAAUUUGUCUUUUAAGUUUUCUGCAGCAAUAAAUUAGUUUUUUGUUACUUAAUGCCGUUAAAUAUCACUUUGAUUGUUUUUUAUUUUAUAAUAACAAAAAAGUUUAUUAUACUUUUCGAAAAAAAUGACAUAAGGAAAGGCUUUUAAGUGAUCUCAGAGUAUUUUAUUCUGAGAUUAAAUUAAUCUUCAUUAUUUCCAAUAAAUAGAAAUCAGAUUAUAGAUUGAUAAUAACUCUAUGGAUACUGUAUUCUAAUAGGAGUGGUAUUCUGCUUUAAUAAAAUGGCGACAAUCUUGAAGGUUUUUGAACUAGGCCGGCAAUCAAAAUGCAUAAGUAACGUCUUCGACAGAUUGCAAUCCUUAGGAAAUAUUCAUAUGAGAUACUGUAGUAAAAGUUAUCAGAAUAUCUCUACGCUGUUAAUUGCAAAUAGAGGAGAGAUAGCAUGCCGGGUAAUGAGAACUGCAAAAAAAAUGGGUAUAAAAACUGUGGCCCUGUUUAGUGAACCCGAUCGAAACUCAAUGCAUGUGGCAAUGGCAGAUGAAGCUUAUCACAUUGGGCCAGCAGCCUCGCAAGAAAGCUAUUUAAGACAAGAUAAAAUAAUCAAUAUAGCCAAAAAAACAGGAGCUCAAGCAAUUCAUCCAGGUUAUGGAUUUUUGUCGGAAAAUUAUGAAUUUGCUGAUUUAUGUAAAUCAGAAGGUAUCACUUUUAUUGGACCUCCAUCUUCCGCCAUUAAAGAUAUGGGAAUCAAGAGUACAUCGAAACAUAUUAUGUCGGCUGCUGGUGUACCAAUUAUAGAAGGUUAUCAUGGCGAAGAUCAAAGUGACCAAAGGCUUAGAGAAGAAGCAGAAAGAAUAGGCUUUCCUAUAAUGAUAAAAGCGGUUAGAGGUGGAGGUGGAAAGGGUAUGAGAAUUUCUAAUACUGCUGAAGAAUUUCAAGAACAAUUAGACUCUGCUAGAAGCGAAGCUAUGAAAUCUUUUGGUGAUGACGUUAUGCUAGUAGAAAAGUUUGUUAAUACACCAAGACACGUCGAAGUACAAAUAUUCGGUGAUCAUCAUGGAAAUUAUGUUUACCUAUUCGAAAGAGAUUGUAGUGUACAGCGUCGGCAUCAGAAGGUGAUUGAAGAAGCACCUGCUCCAGGUUUAACGUCCGAAACUCGACAGGCUAUUGGCGAAGCCGCUAUCCGAGCUGCUAGAGCAGUUAACUAUGUUGGUGCUGGCACUGUUGAAUUUAUUAUGGAUGAAGAACAAAAUUUUUAUUUUAUGGAAAUGAACACAAGACUUCAAGUUGAACAUCCUGUUAGCGAAAUGAUUACAGAUACCGACUUGGUAGAGUGGCAAAUUAAAGUGGCUAGUGGUCAAGUGCUACCGAAAAAACAGUCUGAUCUAAAGAUAAAUGGACAUUCCUUUGAGGCUAGAAUCUAUGCAGAAGAUCCGGAUAACAAUUUUAUGCCUGGAGCAGGUCCUCUUCACUUUUUGGAAACACCCAAACCCGAUGAGUUUACACGUGUGGAAACAGGUGUUAGACAAAAUGACGAAGUGUCUGUACAUUACGAUCCAAUGAUUGCCAAACUUGUUGUAUGGUCUCAUGAUAGAAAAAGUGCCUUGAGUAAAUUAAUAUAUUCCCUAAGACAAUAUAAGAUUGUUGGAUUAGCAAACAACAUUUCCUUCCUGGAUAAUUUAGCUAGUCAUCCAGAAUUCCAAAAUGCAAACGUCCAUACAGGAUUUAUUCCUCAAUAUUACGACAAUCUAUUUGUGAAAAAAUCAGUCGAUCCUAGCGUUAUUUGCCAAUCAGCUUUAGCAUUGUUAUUGAAAAGAAUGAAUGAUGUUAAAAAAAGAGAUGCUUUUACACCGUUUUCGGAUUCUACUUUGAGAAGGGUAAAUCACGAUUUACGCAGAAAAGUUCUAUUGAAGAAAGAUGGUGCAGAUUAUGAAAUAUGUAUUGUUCCAAGUGCUAAAUCAAAUGUGUAUCAAGUGGAAUACGAAAAUUCGUCAUUUGAAGUUGAAGUACUACCAGUUAUUUCAAAUGAAAAUCGUUUGGAUUUAAAUUUUAACAUUGAUGGAGUGAAGUCAAAGGCAACAGCUGUCUUUUCACAAAAUACUAUUAACUUAUUUUCUCAAAAUGGGUCCUUUGUAUUUGAUGUACCAUUACCAAACUAUACCAAGGGCUCAUCUGCUGCUGGAGCUAGUUCCGAUUCUGCUAUAGCUCCAAUGCCUGGAGUUGUUGACAAAGUACACGUUACCGAGGGUCAAGAAGUAAAAGAAGGAGAUAGGCUGUUGGUCAUGAUAGCUAUGAAAAUGGAAUAUGUUAUUAAGAGCCCUAAAGAUGGAGUGAUUAAAAAAAUAUUCCAUAAAAGCGGAGAUACAACCAGUAAAGGAACCGUUCUUGUAACUUUUGAAAAUUGA
Messenger RNA from Dimorphilus gyrociliatus, 2983 nucleotides. Lineage: Eukaryota; Metazoa; Annelida; Polychaeta; Dinophilidae. The record is from the annotation of a GenBank genome assembly.